UAAGCUGAUCAAGUCUUUCCGAAGAUAUCUUCAGCAUCAAAGACAACCAAGCGCACAGAUAGACCUCCCGAACUACCAUCAUCAUGGCCUCCAACGAAGUUGAUCCCCACGGCGGCGUCCCCGCUGCUUCCGAUCGUCCGGCCUUCAUCCCCCUCGAAGCCAACCCCGAACUCAUGACCAGCCUCCUCCAUAAGCUCGGUCUCUCGACAUCCCUCCAGGUUCACGACGUCUACUCCCUCACCGACCCAGACAUGCUCGCCUUCAUCCCGCGCCCUGCCCUGGCUCUGCUGAUGGUCUUCCCCGUCUCGGCCGCCUACGAAUCGGCUCGCCUCGCUGAGGACUCUCUCCUCGAAGACUAUUCAGGCAAGGGCCCGCUAGAGCCUGUUCUCUGGUUUCGCCAGACAAUCCGCAACGCCUGCGGUCUGAUGGGUCUGCUCCAUGCGGCCAUCAACGGGCCGGCCCGCCAGCUUGUGGAAGACGGUUCGACUCUGGACAAAAUCAUCAAGGAUGCGACACCGCUGGAUCCCGUUGCGAGGGCAAGAGUGCUGGAAACGAACUCUGAGCUGGCUAAUGCCCACAAGAGCGCGGCGACCCAGGGCGAUACCGAAGCACCGGCCGCUACAGACGAGGUCGAUCUGCACUAUGUCUGCUUCGUCAAGACCGAGGAUGGAGGCUUGUGGGAGCUAGACGGACGCAGAAAGGGACCUCUGAAGAGGGGUGAACUUGGCAAGGACGAUGAUGUCCUGAGCCAAGCGGCGUUGACGCUUGGACCGCUCAAGUUCCUAGAGAGAGGGGGCGGCGAUUUGAGGUUCAGCUGUGUGGCACUUGCCAGCAGCUUCGAUUAGAGAGUGGGUGGAAGAGAUGCGCAUCUCCUGCUCGAGUCGUUGGAAGACGCGAAAUAAGCCCUUACACCAGCAUUCCGCCUUGCCUUGUGUUGUAGAACCAGCUCAAGGGACAAAAAGGGUUGAUUAUCAGCAAGCG
Neurospora hispaniola is the source of this 981-nucleotide messenger RNA. RefSeq lists its product as uncharacterized. Gene Ontology annotation, biological process: ubiquitin-dependent protein catabolic process; protein deubiquitination. NCBI's taxonomy places the organism in Eukaryota, Fungi, Ascomycota, Sordariomycetes, Sordariales, Sordariaceae. The record is from RefSeq and is a predicted model, not a curated record. Gene Ontology annotation, molecular function: cysteine-type deubiquitinase activity. The coding region runs from base 84 to 845 and encodes 253 amino acids. The transcript has a single exon. Gene Ontology annotation, cellular component: cytoplasm.